UCAGGGUUCUUACUUUGUUAAUGUCUACUUUUACGUGUCCUGCAGCAGAAGCAUUAUUGAUCGACUAAGAUCACAAGUUCGAAAACUGCAAUUUCUCUCUGCAAUGGGUGGGGUUCUGUGCUGCUUUGAUGUCGCUGAUAGCGCAACACAAGAUGCUAACGUCAACUACAGGGAGCGAUCUUCAGAGAAACCCAGCUCCCUUUUCAUGGAGCGUGGAAGCCAAAACAGAAUGUCUAGCAAGGAAGAAGGAGUAGAGUUUAUUUACCCCUCAAAGGCUACUGCUCCGGACUAUUACUUUCCCCCAUCAGGUGCAGUGGACGAGUGCCCCAUAUGCCUUGAAGAGUAUGAUAGCCAGAAUCCGAGGACUGACAUGCAAUGUAAGCAUUAUUUUCAUCUUCCCUGCGUACUGGAGUGGGCGCAGAGAAGUGCAGCAUGCCCAAUAUGCAACAAGCAGUUUGUAUUUGAUGAAGAAAACUGAAGAGAGAUCAAUACUAAUAUUCAGCCUACUCAGAGCCAUGCCAACUUGUAGAAAAAGAAGCACUUUUCUUCCUCUGGAUUCUACACAUCAACACUCCGUCAUGUUGCUUCCCCACUACAAUUUUGGUUCUAUUUGUUCAUUCAACUUCUGUGGAUAAAAUCAAUCAUGUUCCUUUUUUUUUCUUUGUCAUAGCCACUUUUUGUCCAUAUGGAACCAAAUAACAG
Molecule: messenger RNA, 702 nt
Organism: Linum tenue
Lineage: Eukaryota; Viridiplantae; Streptophyta; Magnoliopsida; Malpighiales; Linaceae
Source: the annotation of a GenBank genome assembly